UGUAGAUUGGGGUUCGGCUAGAGAUGCCUUACGAGGAGAGAGACUGUAGACCAGCUGGGAGAUAGCGAGGAGAUCAACCUCCAAGCAGAGGGAUGGAGGUCGCGGUGGUCGUCGGGCCGAUAGUGAAGCUCUUGCCGAAGCUCCUAUCGGUGAUAGAUGGGAAGAGGAAGCAGCUGGACAACCUGGAGGUCGACGCUGGAUUCAUCCGGCGCGACCUGCAGUCGAUCCAAGAAAUCAUUGGCCGCUCGAAUGGCGGCAGAUCCAUCACGGACCUCUGGGUCCGAGAUCUCAGGCGCUUGGCGGACGACAUGGAAGACUGCAUCGACCGCUUCCAGGUCGGGAAGAUGAGCAGAAUCAGUUUCGUCGGGAAGAUCUGCAAGCUGAAGAAGCGGUCAAAGGAGACUCUCGAGCAGCUACAGAACUGCAUCAGCAUCGCCGGCGCCGCCGCACCUGCACCUGAUCCCCCCGCUGCAGCUGGGGGCACUGAUCAGGAUCCGGAAGAGCAACUUCUUGGCCUGCUUGCGCGGAGCCAAUCGGAGGGGAAUCUCAAAGUCAUCUCCGUCGCCGGCUUCAGUGGAGUAGGUAUGACUCACCUUGCCCACAAGGUUUACAGUGACAGGGAUGUGCGCAGCCAGUUCCCUCUGCACGCCUGGGUUCGUGCAGCACCGGGCAUGAGUGUGCUCAAGCUUCUUCAGAAAAUACAUGACCAACUGCUGUUAAUCAGUAUUGCCAAGAAUCAUGGUGCGACUGCCUCCAGCUCCAAAAUCAUACCACAAGUCAACGGAGAUGCUGAACAUGCCGCAAGUGACCACCUGCUCGCUGGACUACUCAAGACCGGAAGGUAUUUGAUUGUGAUUGAUGGCGUUAAUACACAUGAGUUGUAUGACGUACUAUCUGCGUUCUCUUGGGCUGAUGGAAUGGACGGCAGAAUUAUCAUGACGACGACCAUUCAACUACCAGCAGCGACAUGCUGCAAAUGUGGCAAUGGUUCAUCACUUGCUAUGGAUAGCACAAGCCAGGUUUUCAUUGGGGAGCUGACAGAAAGUGGAUUUGUGGAGGCCUGCCUCCAUCUUCGUGAUGACACAGUGGCAAGAAUGCACCGCAGCAACAACGAGAUCCUAUCCAGCCCUGUUGUCCAGGACUUAUUGCUGUAUUUUUGCAUGUUCCCUCGUGAUCAUCCUGUCAGGAGGAAUCCCCUGAUAAGGCGAUGGCUGGCUGAAGGACUUGUGUUUCCUCAACCUGAAACAGAGAAUUUUUCCCAGGAUGUUGCGAUCAAGAAUUUGGAGAGCCUCAUCAGCCGCAACAUCAUUCAGCCCAUUCAAGUGAGGACCUAUGGAAAUGUGAAGAAAUGCCAAACUUCUGGGAUAAUGCUCAACUCCAUUUCCAGCAAAUCCAGGUCACAGAAUUUCAUCACCAUGUUGUGUGGUGGCCAGACAACAGAGAAGAAUCUGCCAGGCAAAGAGAUUCGCCGGCUUUCCCUCCAUCUUAAUGGUGCGGCAAAUGGGCCACUGAAUUUGCCAAAGGAGUUAUCUCGUCUCCAUACUCUGGCAGUAUUCCCUGAUGAUACAAAUGUCACCAGGUAUCAAGCUAAUUUGAAUUAUGCCGAGUAUAAGCUACUGCGGGUUUUGGACCUCAAAGAAUGUGCUGAUGUGAAAGCACAACAUGUUGGCAAAAUAUGUGACCUGUUGUUGCUCAAAUAUCUGAGCCUCGGAGACAGUAUUGACAAGGUUCCAAGGAAAAUAGCGAAGCUAAAAUGGUUGGAGACUCUUGACAUGAGGAGAACCCAGGUAGUGAUGUUGCCAAUUGAAGUCCUCCACCUCCCCGGGUUGAAACACCUCCUUGGAAAGUUUCAGUUACUUGAAGGUGACUGCACACAUAAGAAGCUAGAGAAGCUCUUGUCAGAAGAUAGUGAAUUGCAGAGGCUUUCUGGAUUUGUCACUGACAAAAACGAAGGGUUUGCGCAGCUGAUGAGUCGCAUGGGGAAGUUGAGGAAGGUGAAAAUAUGGUGCGAUUCCACUGCAGAUGUGACGAAACUGGUUCAUGUUUUAGGGGCCACGGAGAAAUUCAUUGGCGGAGGCCUGGAUAUGACAAGAGUUGACCGUUCCUUAUCUAUCGACCUCCAAGGAUGCCCAACAGAAUGCUCAGAACAAUUCAUGGAUUCUCUGCAAGCUACAGGCCGUCUUACCUCGCUCAAAUUGCGCGGAAAGCUGAUGCGACUCCCUCGGUUCAAGGCAAAGCUGAACUACAUUGAGGAGUUGUGCCUCUCAAGAACUAAUCUGAGCGGGGACACAAUCCUAGAUGGCCUGUCUGAACUUAGAAUGACACUUAAGUAUCUCAAACUGGUAGAAGAUAAGCUUGGGCACUUGGUCAUAAAACCAGAGCAUUUCCGAAGCCUGAAGGGGUUAUGCCUUGUGGGCGAGCAAAGUAUGGAGGACAUAACAAUCCAAGAUGAAGCUAUGCCGUACCUUGUGUCACUUCAUAUGCUUUGUGAAGGUCUAGGUAAUCUUCCUGGCGUCGACAUCACACACAUGGCAAGGCUAAAAGAAGUCGCGCUCCAUUCUGGAGUACAAGAGACGAUAAAGGAUGGUUGGCAAACAGCUGCAAUGAACCAUCCUAACAGGCCCAACGUUUUGUUUAUCCACCAUGCUAACUCCUCACCUAGAGACUCUCUGCCGUGCGAAGCAACAGGGGAAAUUGCAAAUCGGACCAAACCUAUUGGGAGAAAAUUCACCGCCUCCAUCAUGGGUGGCAUCUUUGGUUGUGCAUGGCCAAGAUCCUGACGCACUGAAUCAGCCGCAUGUGCAAAGCUAUUGCGCAAACAUUCACUGAUCGAUGAUGUGUGUGCUGCACGACCGUCGGGGGGUGUGGCCACGAGGCGGCCAAAUGUGCGGGCUUCUCCCCUGUGGGGCGUGGCUGCCGGUAGUGAGUACAUUGAGAUGACGCAGCUUCCUCGUGAUGAUCAAUGAUGUCCGGAUAAGCAAGUUACGAGCGAAUUCUUCUGUUAACUUUUCAAAGAAGUUUAGAGGGCUACACACAAUGUCAAGAACAAAGUAAAGAAAUCCAGCCAUGCAGGUGAUAUUAUGUACUAGAGGUUUUGCUGAGUCCUACCAUAGAGAGUUCAUCAAAUUGUUUCGACAGACAGAGUUUGUACGAUGGAAUAGCCCUCAGCCUCUCUGUUCACAUCAGGGAUGUAAGUGUAUCGAAUGAAGUAUUCACACUUGCGUGUGGGCUUAUUGUUGAGCUGGUGCCCUCCAGCAGACUUGGUGCUAUCUUUGUUGCUGUUAUUUGUACUGCUAUGUACUCUGUUUUCGUGG
This is a messenger RNA of Triticum dicoccoides, 3314 nucleotides long. RefSeq names its product disease resistance protein RGA4-like. The transcript has 3 exons. Lineage: Eukaryota; Viridiplantae; Streptophyta; Magnoliopsida; Poales; Poaceae. The record is from RefSeq and is a predicted model, not a curated record. Gene Ontology annotation, molecular function: ADP binding. Gene Ontology annotation, biological process: defense response to other organism. Bases 93 to 2780 code for a protein of 895 amino acids.